AGUAUUCUGGAAAAAUAUUGCGGGAAAUUGAAGUUUUGGUAUUAGGCCUAUAUUAUAUGCCGAAGGUAGAUCUGCUGCUUUUAAAACAAUUUGCAAUUGGAUUUAGAUACUGUUUACAUUCUGAUCUAGAUCUAGUUUAUGUCUGAUAUUCAAUGGACACGAUUUAGGUAAAAGCAUCGAUUUAGAAAAUUACAGCUGCAUGCUUCACAGUGGACAACUUUGUGCUUUGCAGUGGCAGACCUCUUUGUGAAAUAUGGGUGUUACAGGGUUAUUGCCUUUUCUUAAAAAGAUCCAUGUUCCAGUAAACAUCGCAAAGUUUGAGGGUUGCACUGUGGCGAUAGAUGCGUAUUGCUGGCUCCAUAAAGGGGCUUUCUCUUGUGCCGAGAAGCUAGCUCUAGGGGAAGCCACUGACCAAUAUGUGUACUACUGCAUGAAGUAUGUGGAAAUGCUCUUGAAGAAAAACAUUAAGCCAGUGCUGGUAUUCGACGGUUGUCACCUUCCUUCCAAGAAAGAGGUGGAGAAGACUCGCAGGGAAAAGCGUGAAAUAAACAGAAAGAAAGCAGCCCAGUUAUUGCGAGAAGGUAAAAGAGCUGAGGCCAGGGAGUGUCUCCAGAGGUGUAUCGACAUUAGUCCAGACAUGGCACUGCAGCUGAUGAAUGCCUGUAGAGCCCGGGGUGUUGACUGUAUUGUGGCUCCAUAUGAGGCUGAUGCCCAGCUGGCCUAUCUGAACAAACGUGGCAUUGCUCAAGUGAUCAUCACAGAGGACUCAGAUCUGCUACUGUUUGGCUGCCAGAAGGUGGUAUUCAAGAUGGAUCAUUUUGGAAAUGGUAUUCUUAUAGAACAGAGUCGAUUAAAUGAAGUGAUGGAGAUCCAGAGCGGGUUUUACACAUUUGAGAAGUUUCGCUUCAUGUGCAUUCUCUCGGGCUGUGAUUAUUUAGCCUCCUUACCAGGAAUUGGACUCGGAAAAGCGGCAAAAGUCUUCAAGCGAGCAAGACAAUCUGAUAUCAAAAUUCUGUUAAAAAAAUUUCCCAGCACUUACCUAAACAUGUCUCUCACCGUACCAGAGGAAUAUAUUGAGGGAUUUAUCCGUGCCAACAACACAUUUCUUUAUCAGCUGGUGUAUGAUCCUAUUCAAAGAAGGUUACGUCCCUUGGAUUCUUAUGAAGAGGGAAUGAAUGCCAAGCUUAUGCCUUAUGCUGGAGCACUUAUUCCACAGCAUGAGGCAUACCAAAUAGCUUUAGGAAAUAUAAACAUUUACACCAAGGAAAAGUUUGCUGACUUUGAUCCAGACAUUUACGUUCCUCCCAAAGCCAGUAAGAAAAAACCUGAACAGCUGCAUCAAUUGAGUAUCUGGGACCGGAAUUAUAGAACCAGACCCAAAACAGAACUCACAGAGGUGCAGAAUACUGAGAGGCCAAAUCUUCAGAGCAAAGAGAUUGUUGUAAAGAAAAGUUUCCAUCGAGAAAGGCCAAUGGCAGAGGAUGACAAACAUAUCAAGUCUGAUUCGGAGUUGACAAACAUAUACCUGGAAGGUAAUGAUGAAAAUUCCCCCUCACUUCCAUCUCCAAAGAAGAGGCAUCGGUCUUCCAGUGGCUCUGACCCAGAGCUCCUAAAAAGUCCAGUCAAAAAAUUCCGAAAAAUAUACAUGUCGCCUAACAAAGUCCAGUUUUUUGAUUCCUUGAGAGACGCUGACCAGGAUACUUGUAAACGCUCACCAUCUAGACAUGAGAACAGAGAGGAGCCAGUUCCAGCAUCUCCCAAACCAUCUCCAAAACGUAACAGGUUUGCUGUCCUACUGGAGGAAAAGAGAGAAAAGUUCAAUAUAAAUGCCUCCAAAAAUAUUGUCAAAAGCAGGUUUUUUGUCUCAUCAGCUGAAAUUCAGAGGCAUGAAAGUACUACACAGAUAAAAGAAGAGAAAAGUAGUGUGAAGAAUAAUGUUGCAGAAAAAAAGUCAAAUUCAAACUCCCCAACUUCAAAAUCAAGAGACACAGAGGAAAUUUUGAAAAUGAAACAAAGUCCUUCCACACCCAAGCCUUCCCCUGGCUCAGCAUUUACAUGGUCUAAAUUUAAAUUCUCAAAACUGAACAAUGUAGCCACCAACUCUGACAAAGCGAACAAAAAUUACAAAAGAGUGGUAUCUGACUCCUGUCUCUCCAAUUACUUUUCCACUCAAUCCAGAGAGAAGAAUUUUGAGAAACCCUCUGAGUCCCUGCCCAGCGCUCCUCCGGUCCAGCGAGUGAUGAGUUGUGAGGAGAUGGACAGUGCUCCGGAUUCCCUGAGUCAGGCUAGUUCUGUGUCCUACAGUCAGAGUAGUGGAGCCUACAGUAUUGACCUGGACUGUUUGCCAGAUAGUCAGGAAGUGCAGAUUAUAUCUGAAGAAUUCGCAGCACAGAACAGCAGCAAAUCUCAACCUUCAAAUCCGACACUAACACUCCAAGAAACCAGGGCUAUGUCAACAACAGGUACCUUAAAGUUUGGAUGUAGGGCAAGUGGAUUGUCUAAAAACAGGAAAGGAAAGACUCCACCUGACAACAGACAACAGAGUAUAAAAGACCUUUUCUCCAAGUUUGCUUUUAGUAACAGAAAGGACAAACUUUAUACAGAGGAUGUAGAGACAAUAUCGUGCACGCCCUCUAAUAAGCCAUGUUCCAAGUCAGUACAGCGACAACUGCUUCCGGGUCAAACGGUGAAGAAAUGAAAUGCACUGUUCGAUAUGAAAUUACAUGUACUAACAGCCUGCCAAGGUUAUAGACAUUUAUAAAAUUUUAUAAGCAUGUUUUAUCUAUUUUAAUUUCUAGUUAAUUGUGCAGAGUAAAUGUGUAGAUCAACUUUUUAGAAAUAACGUACCUGUAGUGAUCUUCACUUUACAAGUGACUUCACUGAAGUUUGUCAUAAAUAUCAUUACACAG
Molecule: messenger RNA, 2909 nt
Organism: Ostrea edulis (European flat oyster)
Lineage: Eukaryota; Metazoa; Mollusca; Bivalvia; Ostreida; Ostreidae
Product: exonuclease 1-like
Exons: 14
Coding region: 254-2698 (814 amino acids)
Biological process (GO): DNA recombination; mismatch repair
Cellular component (GO): nucleus
Molecular function (GO): 5'-3' DNA exonuclease activity; 5'-flap endonuclease activity; metal ion binding
Source: RefSeq, a predicted model, not a curated record